AUGAGGCAACCUUUGGUCCUUAUCAGUCUGUCGCUGGCAGCGCUCCUCUCUGCCAACGUACUGGCUCAAGACCAGGUGGAGAUCCAGUUCCAGACAGACCCGGUGCUGACUCAAACUGGUGUUGAAAUAGUGUUCACAGUGCUCACGGUGUCCGAGGUCCUGUCCAUGACAUGGCAGUACCAAGGAGGAGUCACUCUGGGUCUGUGGGCAGGAGGAGCUGCAGUGGUGAACCCGGUGGCCCAGUUCCAGGGCCGGGUCACCAUCACCGCCACCCAGCUCAGGAUUGGAGGCGCCCAGCUCCGAGAUGCGGGAAACUACACGGUGGAGGUGAUCCCCUCUGCUACCACCGGCCUGGCUGCUAACUCUCGAUCAAUACAGCUGAGAGUGUUUGACGCCGUGGCCGGGGUGAGUCUGUUUGUUCCUUCAGUGGCGGUCGAGGGAGGAAACGUGUCUCUGAGUUGCACAUGGACUGCCGGGACGGAAAUUACAGUCCAGUGGGGCAAAGGAGGCUCAGCCAUCAUCGCUGACUCCAGGAUCACCAUCUCACGUGGCUCUCUGGUCAUUAACCCAGCCAGACGGAGCGAUGCCGGGGAGUACACAUGCACCGCCAGCAACCCCGUCAGCGCUCAAACCGCCACGCAGAGCCUCACUGUCUACUAUGGCCCCGACACCCCUGUGCUGACCGUGGACACCCCGAAAGAGUGUGUCGGGGGAGGGGACGUGUUGGUGGGACAGACGGUGCGCCUCACCUGUUUAUCCGACUCGCUGCCCCCUGCCCUCUUCUCAUGGCAACGCGACGGGCAGCCUAUCGCAUCUGGCCAGCCGGACAGCGGGGUGCUCAGCGUCCAGACUUUCUCCACCAAUGAGAGCGGCCGGUACGUCUGCACAGCCAGGAACGCCAUCACUGGAGGCACGUCCGAGCAGAGCACAGACUUGGCCAUCGUGGACAUAUGUUUAAACGUAGGAGAAGUGGUGGGGAUUGUGAUUGGCUGUUUGCUGUUCAUCAUAAUCCUCGUGCUGCUCAUCCUGCUCAUUUUCUGUCUCGUUCGAAGGAGAAGGAGGCAGCUAGACGAAGGGCAGACAGUGCUCGUUCAGAAGACCAACCCAAAUCAAAGGCCUACACCUCCAGAUCCACAACCUAAUGGUUUAAGGAAUUUGGACAGCGGUCCCAAUCCCCCUCUCUAUCAAAUGAACACACUCGCACGCCGCCCCGACCGCUUAUACACAGCCGCACGCGAAAGUCGUGGCAACCUACAAACCUUACCACUGGACGGCCUGGAUAACGCAGACACACGCCAACAGAAUGGCCAUGCGCACGCAAAUAGACUCCUACACAAUGCUAUUCAGAACACCAAUUCAUACCCACACAAUGGCAUUGACAACCAGGCUUUCACACGCACUGAUGCUCAGAAUGCAAACACACAGCAGCAAAACCCCAACAUUCUCAUACAGACCGGCGCGGCCCAGGGCAGCGGCCAGCCACCGGCGGUCCACGUUAGUCUCAACACUCUGCCACAAACCAGCCAGCCAAACAAUAAUGCACAAAUGCCCACCAUUCAUGUCAAUCUUAACUCAUUUCCAACCAAUGACCAACAGACUCAGCAAGAGAGCUCAUUUCCUCUUAAUAAUACAGCCAACAAUAAUGCUUCACAAAUGCAACGCAGCCUGAUGCAUGCAGAGCAGUCAAAUCCCAGAAUGCAAAGUGGCCAGUCCUAUCCCGGUGAUCCCUGGCUGAAUGGUCACAUAAACACAGAUCACACAGAUCAGCCGAGACUGAUCCCAACUGGAUACACACAUUAUAACGGCAAUAACACUUCUCAGCGAAACGCCAGGACACAGACGUACCAGCAGGAUCCAGAGCCGCAGAGAAGGUCUGACAGGAACUCAGGAAGACAUGAGGAAGGUCCGAACGCUUCCCCUCGACAGAUGCCUUGGGACCGCCUCAGAGGGACACCAGCGUAUCCCAGUGGCACAUUUCAGAGAGGACAGACAUCAACUGAAUACGUCUCUGACGCCACAGACUACACGACUCGUCCUCCCAUACGAGAGCCAAGAACAACAAACAGAUCCCAGCCUCAAACUCGGAGCCAAACUGCUUCCCGCAGCCGAACUCCUCUCAGACAAGACGCAUCAUCAGUGGACAGGCAGACACGGAGCCAUUCAGCUGAUCUUCGACGUCCAAACGCUACCAGUGUAACACAGCUUGAGCCCUCGCGCCACACACAGAGGAGCCACCGCACACAAAGGGAAAGUGCUCAGCAAGACAUCAGAGGUCCGCCUGGUAGCCAGUCUGCCCCCAGGCAGGAAGCCACUCACAGCAAUAACCCCCAGGCACUGCCUCUCAUGAGCCAGCAGGCCUCUGUAGGCCACUCCGCAGCGUCACAAAGACCCACAACACAACAGGGAAUGACUGCACCGCAAGGUGCAGAUACCAGAGCUUUGGCUGAUCCUAAUCACCUUCAACAGGCACACAUGGCCCCACAACACAGAGCAACAACGAUCCCAACAUCACCACAAGGCCUGGGCAAACAGACACAGCCUGUCAUACAUGGUGCCAGUCAACCUCGCCAAGGAGGCACUGCUCCAGUCCCAUACCCUUCUGCUCAGCCUAAUCCCAGUAACCUCACCCAGGCUGCACUUAAAGCCCACACUCGAAGCGCUCAGACAUUUGAAAAUCGGAAACAACAGACCCAGGCUGCCUUGCUUCAUCCUGGACCGCAAGCUCGAGCUCCAGCUGCUGGGGCUCAGCACCCACCGACUCCUCCACCUGUUAUCCCCCUCACACAGUUUCAAAACCUUCCUAAAGACCGCACCCAGCACAAAUCGCCAGCUCGAGGCCCACAGCCCCCCAGACCCCCGGUUAACAUGCCAGUGGCUCAGAGACACCUCCAGGUACAACAGCGGCCUGCUGCCCAGCGCAACACUGCCAACCAUCAGCACCAUCCUGGAAGACAUGCCCAUGUCCACGCCCGAGGCCACGGGCACCCGUCCCACUUCAUACACCCAACGCAGCAACAGGCUCACAGAGGGAGACCAAGAUGAUGACAGAUGUCAGCAGACUACACUCUACAACUGUCCCGCAUGCACUGACACAAACAAACAGCUGACAGACAUGAUCCAAUAUACCACCAAGCAAGACUGACUGCACAGACUUCUGCACUCUAAAAAGCUGUCAUACUCUGGUAUCUCAGUCCUAAUGUCAGGUUUUUCUAAAAGACAUGAACAUGUCUCCCAUGGGGAUGAUAAAAUGUAAGUUUAAAUGCAGUUCUCUUUUACUGAAAAGAAACCUCAAAUGAUCUCAAAGAAGGAGGCUCGAUCUGCCCUUUUAAAAUUUUUGCUACAUCAAACACACUAAAUGAUACUCAAGCUAAUAUUCUCCACCAACUGAAAACCCUCUUGAAACCCACAUUUUCCCAGAGUCGUGUGUUGUUCUGUUUUCACUUCUGAAGCACAGUCAUGUAUCAAAGUUUGCCAAGAGCCUGCUUUAAAAAAAAAAACAGACAAGUUCAAUGAUCCAUGGCUCCUGACCAAGAUCACAUCCUCUCAUCCAUUCAUCAGCAGAACCAAACAACACUGCCUUGAUAAAAUGCGCUUCAGGUACUUGCAUGAAUAUCCGUGACUACCUGAGCCGGCAGUGCCAGAUAGUAAAUGAGGAGGGACUGUGCACAAGAUGGACUCGGCCGCAGGCAAGAGUGACAGUCACGAAAGAAGAAAUUAGAGGGCCGGGGUGGUCUUGAUGUGCUCGGGGCUAUUUAUUUUGCACCUUCUGUUUACAGAUGCCUCUUAUGACACUUCUCAAUUAAGGGGAUUCGCCUCAGUGCUGCUCGGAAAUAAUGCUCAGCUAACUAUGAGGGGGAUCCCUCCAAUGGUUGGGUGCUUAUUAAUUAAAUGGUUUUAUGUGACUUAAAUGACUUGGAAAAUAAUCACACCCGUGCAUGAAUGAGGUCAGUACAAAGACCUGAGCUGCCACGCUUUCUGCUGAAAAAGCACUGUGUAACAAUUUACUGGGUCGCAGACUGCACAUUAAGAAUGUGGGAAUGUCAUUAUUACUUUCACUGAUUAUGUAUUUAUUGAUUUAUAAUGUUUCUGUUUUGUUUUUUUUGUAAACUCAGGGCUAUGCUUGUGGAUUGUUGAUUUCGGUUGCACUAACUGACACCAGUUGCUGUUAUUUUAAAUGUAAAUCUGAUUAUUUUUAUAGUAAAAACCGUGAUAUAUCACAUUCCCUCUCAGCCGUAGAGCUGCAGUGCUGUCCAGAAAUGAAUAAACGCACAUCAGUGAGCCACACAGUCGCUUUGGCUCAUUACCAAAAAAAAUUGGGCACUGAAGUUUGAGUAAAUCACAGAUAUACUGUCCUGCUGUAAAUGCUCCCGCUGAGUGCCAAAUGUGUAUUAAUCUCCUGCUGAAAGUCGUCCCCGACAGAAGCGCUGCUCACUGCUGUGUGGGUAACAUUUCUUUAAAGCUACACACCCAGCAGUUUCUAGAAAUGACUUAGCCUCUUUUGAAAGCACAAUAUUUGUGUUUGCCUGUUUUUUUGAAGAUUUACAUUUUCAUUAGAAACAAAUAGACUCAAGGAUCAGCGGCUCAAAUGGGCUCGAGGAUUCCCAACCAUCCCCCAUCCCUUCCAUCUUUCUGUAGGACUUACUGACAAUAAGAAAACCAAAGACAGAAUAAUCUCAACUCCAUCCUUUAUGAAUAAACUCAAUUUGACUCGCCCCACAUGAAGAAAUAUACAAGACAUGUGGCGACUCCAACCAAACAUCUGGAGCAUUAGGGGUUUACUUUACUGCCUCGAAAAAUUGUUCUGUUUCCGGAUAAUUAAUGCGUAUAAAUGGCUCAUACAGAUGCUCCGUGUGAGAUGCUUUAAGUACAGUAUUUAUGUUUGCUCCCUGAGAGGGAUUUGUGCAUCAUUUGGGGUUUAUAAACUGUUUUUAAGAUUUAUCAAUGACAAUAAAGAUGUUUGGUAUGA
This is a messenger RNA of Stegastes partitus (bicolor damselfish), 4966 nucleotides long. RefSeq lists its product as uncharacterized. NCBI's taxonomy places the organism in Eukaryota, Metazoa, Chordata, Actinopteri, Pomacentridae. The record is from RefSeq and is a predicted model, not a curated record. Bases 1 to 3042 code for a protein of 1013 amino acids. The transcript has 8 exons.